Messenger RNA from Arabis nemorensis, 2148 nucleotides. The record is from the annotation of a GenBank genome assembly. Lineage: Eukaryota; Viridiplantae; Streptophyta; Magnoliopsida; Brassicales; Brassicaceae.
AUGGCUUCUUCCGCCGCCCAGAUUCACGUUCUCGGCGGAAUCGGAUUCGCCACUACUUCCUCUCCCAAGAGGAAUCUCAAUAACAAAGCCAGCUUCAUGCCCAGAAGCGCCUUCUUUGGCACGAGGACAGGCCCUUUCUCGACCCCUACUUCAGCCUUCCUCAGAAUGGGAAGCAGAAAUAGCGGCGCCUCUAGGUACGCGGUAGGUCCGGUGCGGGUGGUUAACGAGAAGGUUGUUGGAAUCGAUUUAGGUACGACUAACUCCGCAGUCGCUGCAAUGGAAGGAGGCAAGCCCACGAUUGUCACCAACGCUGAGGGUCAGAGGACCACACCUUCCGUCGUGGCCUACACCAAGAGCGGCGACCGGCUCGUCGGCCAGAUUGCAAAGCGCCAAGCCGUCGUUAAUCCCGAGAACACUUUCUUCUCCGUCAAAAGGUUUAUCGGUAGGAAGAUGAACGAGGUAGAUGAAGAGUCUAAGCAGGUUUCCUACAGAGUUGUUAGGGAUGAGAACGGGAAUGUCAAGCUCGAUUGCCCUGCCAUUGGCAAACAAUUUGCUGCCGAAGAAAUUUCAGCUCAGGUUUUGAGGAAACUCGUGGAUGAUGCCUCCAGAUUCUUGAACGACAAAGUAACCAAGGCUGUUAUCACUGUCCCUGCUUACUUCAACGACUCACAGAGGACCGCUACAAAAGAUGCUGGUCGCAUUGCCGGCUUAGAUGUUCUUCGUAUUAUCAAUGAGCCAACAGCUGCUUCGUUGGCUUAUGGGUUUGAGAAAAAAAGUAACGAAACAAUUCUAGUCUUUGAUCUUGGUGGUGGUACCUUUGAUGUCUCAGUGCUUGAGGUUGGUGAUGGUGUCUUUGAAGUGCUUUCCACUUCUGGCGACACGCAUUUGGGAGGCGAUGACUUUGACAAGAGAGUUGUCGAUUGGCUUGCUUCAGAUUUCAAGAAAGAUGAAGGCAUAGAUCUGUUGAAAGAUAAGCAAGCACUUCAGAGGUUAACAGAGGCAGCAGAAAAAGCUAAGAUUGAGCUUUCCUCGCUGACUCAGACAAACAUGAGCUUGCCAUUUAUCACGGCCACAGCCGACGGACCUAAACACAUUGAAACAACCCUCACGCGUGCCAAGUUUGAAGAGUUGUGUUCAGAUUUACUUGACAGGUGUAAGACUCCCGUUGAGAAUUCCCUGAGGGAUGCAAAGCUCAGCUUCAAAGAUAUUGAUGAAGUGAUCCUUGUUGGUGGAUCCACACGCAUUCCUGCUGUUCAGGAACUCGUGAGGAAGCUGACUGGGAAAGAACCUAAUGUCACAGUAAAUCCUGAUGAGGUUGUCGCUUUAGGUGCUGCAGUACAGGCUGGUGUUCUGGCUGGAGAUGUGAGUGACAUUGUGCUUCUUGAUGUGACACCGCUUUCGAUUGGUUUGGAAACCCUUGGUGGUGUUAUGACCAAGAUUAUUCCAAGGAACACUACGCUGCCUACUUCUAAAUCAGAAGUAUUUUCUACCGCUGCUGAUGGACAGACAAGUGUUGAGAUCAACGUACUGCAGGGUGAGAGAGAAUUUGUUAGGGAUAACAAGUCUCUUGGCAGCUUCCGUCUGGAUGGUAUUCCACCGGCACCACGGGGAGUUCCACAAAUUGAAGUCAAAUUCGACAUUGAUGCCAACGGAAUCUUAUCAGUCAGUGCCGUUGACAAAGGCACUGGAAAGAAACAAGACAUCACCAUUACCGGUGCGAGUACAUUACCCAAGGACGAGGUGGACCAAAUGGUCCAGGAAGCAGAAAGGUUCGCAAAGGAUGACAAGGAGAAGAGAGACGCGAUUGACACAAAGAACCAGGCAGAUUCGGUGGUGUACCAAACAGAGAAGCAACUUAAAGAACUUGGAGAGAAAAUACCAGGUGCAGUGAAAGAGAAGGUGGAGGCAAAGCUGCAAGAGCUGAAAGACAAGAUAGGAAGUGGAUCGACCCAAGAAAUCAAAGAUGCCAUGGCUGCUCUUAACCAAGAAGUGAUGCAGAUUGGUCAGUCUCUGUACAACCAACCUGGGGCAGGAGCAGGAGCAGGUACUUCCCCUGGUGGUGAAGACGCCUCAUCAGCAGGUCCAUCGUCAAGUAAAGGUGGAGAUGGUGAUGAUGUGAUCGAUGCUGACUUCACAGACAGCAAAUGA